Molecule: messenger RNA, 654 nt
Organism: Glossina fuscipes
Lineage: Eukaryota; Metazoa; Arthropoda; Insecta; Diptera; Glossinidae
Product: peroxisomal N(1)-acetyl-spermine/spermidine oxidase-like
Exons: 1
Molecular function (GO): polyamine oxidase activity
Source: RefSeq, a predicted model, not a curated record
ACUGUUUCGUUAGGAGUUUUAAAGGAAAAUCAUAAGACAAUGUUUGAACCAUGUCUGUCGCUUAGCAAAGAACACGCCAUAGAUGGCCUUAAGUUGGGUACGGUUAAUAAGUUUUUCUUUGAAUUUGAAAAAAUGUUCUUACCUGAUGAUUGGCGAGGAAUUGAUUGCUUGUGGCGAGAUGAGGAUCUUGAAAUAUUACGAGAAACGGAGUACUUUUGGAUGGAAGGUAUUUCUGGAUUCUACGGUGUAGCAUAUCAGCCCCGUAUUCUGUGUGGUUGGAUUGUCGGUCGCCAUGCUCGCUACGUGGAAACGUUAGCCGAAGAAGAUGUUCUAAAAGCCUUAAUGUGGAUGUUAAGGAAAUUCUUAAAAUUCCCGGUACCAGAUCCAAUAAAGUUCAUUCGCACUCAAUGGUACACAAAUAGUAAUUUUCGGGGCACUUACAGCUAUCGUACCCUAUAUGCUGAUGAGUUGCGUACGGGAGCUUGGGAUCUAGCGAAACCUACGACAGAUGACGAUGACAAACCCAUUGUGCAAUUUGCUGGCGAAGCGACUCAUAAUCAUUAUUUUGGUACUGUUCAUGGUGCUAUCGAGACUGGCUGGCGGGAAGCAGAUCGUUUAAUUAAUUACUACGAAAAGAAGAAGACCUCGAAUUGA